Messenger RNA from Scylla paramamosain (green mud crab), 7919 nucleotides. RefSeq lists its product as uncharacterized. Bases 368 to 781 code for a protein of 137 amino acids. NCBI's taxonomy places the organism in Eukaryota, Metazoa, Arthropoda, Malacostraca, Decapoda, Portunidae. The record is from RefSeq and is a predicted model, not a curated record. The transcript has 5 exons.
AAACCUUAUAUAAAAUAGAAAUUGUCCUUCGCAACUUAAUUUCCCCAUUUCUCAUUCUUUCUGAAAGUUAAAACUAGUGGUUAAUAGUGUAGAAGAGUUGCUUCCUCCCAUAGUGUAAUAAGUUUUCACCCAGCACCUCUAAUAAGAGUGUAAUAAUUUUUUUAAAUGUAAUGUUCCUUUUAGAGUUAGAUUCGGUGGAGGGAAGAAGAGUACGUGGGAUGGAAUUCACUCCCCAGCUCCACUUCCCCCUUCCUUGCCUCUGUCAUGUGCCUGACAUCACCAGGGCAAGUCAACAACAUUUCCUGUGCAUGCAGCUCAGUAGAAGCCCAGAUAUCAUAAGGAGUAGACACUCGGCAUAGAGAAAGGCAUGUUAAGCCAUGAAGAAAGCAGGAUGGAGUCCCAACCGCAGCAGGCUGUCUCCAGCAAUGACACCCUGGUGCUGGUGGGGCGAAGGGCCAGCCCUAUAAAUUCCCUAGAGCGUGAGCACCUCACUAAGCUCGUACGGAAUGAAAUUAUCUUAGCCAAUGAGAGCACAGAUGGUAAAGUCAUGGCCAUGAAAAAAUUAGCAUGGGAGAGGGUUGCCCUCCAUUUUAAUGCAGCUGGAUAUUGUGAGAAGAGAACAGUAUAUCAGCUGCAAAAAGUAUGGGAGCGCAUUAAAGGAAAGGCUAAACAUAAACAUGCUAAUGUCAAAUGUAAAUCAUGUAAAACUGGUAGUGGUGCAGCUCCUCCUCCCAUCCCUGAAGCAAGUGCCAAUAAGGUGCUCACCAUUCCAGGCACAUAAACUGAUGACCUUGGCUGUGAUUUUGACAGUGAUGCUGUCAAAUCUGUCCAGAGAAAAGAAGCAGUGCAUCCUGUAACCUCAUAUAAGGAGAUCAUACCACAGGAAGAGUAGGUGCUAGCUACAUGUGGGUACUCCAGUAUCUGGAUGCACCACCUCCAAAUCCUUGGAGAUGCCAACAUCUUUACCCAAAAGCCAGCUGACAAACACACCUAUGCUCCGAGAGCCAUCAACAUCCCAACACAAUGUAUCCAAAGGACCAGAGGAUGAUGCCAAAAUAACUUAUGAGUAUUGAGUUUAUUGAACCUUGAUGAAAUCUGUUAUUUAAACUUUAUAUUUCAUGUAUAUAUUACAUUCAUAUAAAUGAGUACCAAUUAACACCCUUUGUGACUGCUGGCAUUUAGCCAUAUAUCUAUAUCAAUCUCUUCUUCAUCUUUCCCUCCUCUGUUUCAAUCUGAAGACACCACUGCCAUCUCAUCUACUAUUUCUAAAGCUGAACUCUGUUCAAACCUUUUGCUAAAAACUGUACUCUUGAUGAUUCUGAAUUUGUUCCUCCCUUUCCUCCACCAUCCUACUAUUUCAUACCUCUUAUCAAGAUUCAUGCUGGCUGUAAUCCAUGGAAAGUGUUUGGACCUGAUGGCAUAUUUCCAAUUGUUCUCUAAAACUGUGCCUCUGUGUUUCCACCUUGCCUGGUCAAACUCUCUCACCAUCUACCUUUCUCUUUUUGCUGGAAAUUUGCCAACAUUCAGCCUGUUCCUAAAACAGGUCACUGAUCUAACCCUUCAAACUAUUAUCUUAUUACUUUAAUUCUCUGCUCUUCUAAAGUUUUCUAAUCUAUGCUGAACAGGAAGAUUUUUAAACAACCAUUGUUUCCAUUCUACCAGUGAUCUGGUUUUUCUAACUCAGCCUGUUUUAGGAAUUUUGGUGAAACUGUUGCUUUAGACAUAUCAAAAGCAUUUGAUAAAGUCUAGCUUAAAGUUUUAAUUUCAAAACUGUCCCCAUACACCUUCUAUCUGUCUCUGUACCUUCAUGUCAAGUUUCCUAUCAGACUAUUCUACUGUUGCAGUCAUUGUUCUUCAGUGUGUUAAUAGUGGUGUUCUUCAAGGCUCUGUUCUGUCACCCACUCUUAUUCUAUUACUAAUCAAUUAUCUUAGCCAAACCUGUUGUCCUAUCCACUCCUAUGCUAAUGAUAUUACUCUACACUAUUCCUCAUUUUUUCUUAGACAUCCAACCCUUCAGGAAUUAGGUAAUUCAUGUAGGGAAGCCACGGAACACCUUGACUUUGGCUGAGUAAAUUUAAUGGUAUUUAGUGCCUCAAAACCCAAUCCUUCUAUUUAUCAUGACAAUACACCCAAAGUUGGAGCAUGCUACAUUCUUAUGGUCUCCACAUAGGAAGAAAAAUAGAAGGAAAUUAGAUAGAAUAUAGAGGACAGCAAUGAAAAUGGUCCCAGAACUGGAGAAGAAGACUUAUGAAGAGAGACUGCAAGAAAUGAGAUUAACAACAUUGGAAGAGAAAGCAGAAUGGGAAGACUUGAUAACAAUGUACAAAUUAAUAAGCCAUAUGGAAAAUAUAGAUGGACAAGUUUUGGAAAUGCUUGUAAAUGAGGGAACAAGAUGUACGAGAGGACAUACAAAAAAGAUUAAGAGUAAAUAUUUCAGUUUCCUGAGUUGAAGCACUGAUCCUUGGAAUAGAUUAAGUGAGGAAGUGGUUACAGCUAUCAGUGUGAGCAAAUUUAAAGAGAAAUUGGAUAAUUGUAGAUAUGGAGACAGGACAAAUGAGCUUUAGCUCAGACCUUGUACAAUACAACAAGGUAAAUACCAGAGCUGGGCACUCUGGUAAAUACCAGAGCAGGUCAUUUCAGCAAUUGCAGGUCAUUUUUGUUUGUGGAUUUGCAUUUGUGGCAAAAUCCCCACAAAUUUACUUUUGCAAAUACACACAUACCCACAAACCACAUGCAAGCUGAAACUUGUUUUGGGUUGCCAAAGCUUGCCAUAUCUGAACUGUCAAGUUGGCAACUAGAAGCUUCUAGAUCAGGCCUAAUGUUGCCAACUUAGUACUUUUGAUGCUAAAUAUAGCGAUUUUCAUAAUAAUCUAACGCCAAAGAUUUACGUUUUUUAUUCCAUAACUAGCCUCCUUUUUUGUUCUAUUUAGUGCCAUACUUCAAAAUAUUCACCUGCAAUUUAGCGCCUUUUUUUUCUUAUGCUGGUGCCUUGCAAAAUUUUUUGUUGGCAACUCUGCAUUGUUGCUGCUGCCCUGCACACGCCUCCUUCAAUCCUUCUCCACACUUCCAGCCAGUCUGCUGUGUCAAUUCUAUUGUUAUAGUGAACAUUUUUGGUGCCUUAAGUAAGUUAAAUUUUUUGCAUUUAUAUUAUCAAUUUAAAUAUUACUGUGACUCAGUGAGUGUCCUGAAUUAAUAAUUUAACUUAUUUAAUGCUUUUUUCCACUGUGCAAGUGGGUAGCCCAGGCAGGGCACAACCUAGGUAACAUAACAUUAAAAUAACAUUAAAAAUAAUAAUGGUAACAUUAAAAUAAAGUUAAUCAACAUAUUUAUUUAUUUAUCUAUAUAAUAAUUGAUGAUCUGUCCUUUUAAGUUGUUUUAACUUUAAGUUGAUUUUAAUGCCAGUGAUUUUACCAAAUUUCCAUCUGGACCAUAGUGCAUCAUCAUGAAUGAGGACAAUUUCCCUGGCUUGUGACUAUGUUAUACCUUCCUUGGCUAUUAUACACCUAUGGGACUCCCUCAGUGAUAAAAGAUAUUUUGAAACCCACCUUUUCUACAAAUCAUAUUGUAACUUGUUCAUAUAACUGAUCCUUUCUUUUAAACUAUGUGUGGAACCAUAGGAUGGAUUGAAUAUUUCCUCUAAUGUGAAUUGAUUAGGAAAAAAUUUAAAUCAUCUGUCUUUUAAUAAUUAAGGAGUUAUGGUAUUGAUUUGAUGUCACAAUUUACAUAAGUUAAGGGCCUAUCAUUUAUAGUGGAUUCUAACUGUAAUAUAAUAGUGUAUAGUUCAUCAAAUGUGACAAAAGCCUUGUCAAGGACCUUUCUUAAUCCAUUUUUUACUGUUCCUAUUAACCUUUCCCGUAUGGCACCAAACCAGUGGUUCAAGCUAGGAUGAAUUUCCAUUCACAAUUAACUGAGGUCAAAUAAUUGUUUAUCUGAGGGUCUAGCAUAAUUUUCUUGAUGUAAUUGGCAGCAGUGAUGAGUGAUGAAGGUUGUUACAUUGUCACUUAAUAUAAGUUGUGGUUGACCCUGUCUGCUUGUGAACCAUCUAAAGGCACUGAGGAAGUUUUGACUUUUUAAAUACAAUACCAGUUCUAAAUAUAUGGGUGUAGUGGUAGUUUUUUUUUUUUUUUUUAUGUAGGAAGAACACUGGCCAAGGGCAACAAAAAUCCAAUAAAAAAUAUGCCCACUGAAAUGCCAGUCCCAUAAAAGGGUCAAAGCAGUGGUCAAAAAUUGAUGAAUAAGUGUCUUGAAACCUCCCUCUUGAAGGAAUUUAAGUCAUAGGAAGGUGGAAAUACAGAAGCAGGCAGGGAGUUCCAGAGUUUACCAGAGAAAGGGAUGAAUGAUUGAGAAUACUGGUUAACUCUUGCGUUAGAGAGGUGGACAGAAUAGGGGUGAGAAAAAAAAGAAAGUCUUGUGCAGCGAGGCCGCAGGAAGAGGGGAGGCAUGCAGUUAACAAGAUCAGAAGAGCAGUUAGCAUGAAAAUAGCAGUAGAAGACAGCUAGAUAUGCAACAUUGCGGUGAUAAGAGAGAGGCUGAAAACAGUCAGUUAGAGGCGAGGAGUUGAUGAGACGAAAAGCUUUUGAUUCCACCCUGUCUAGAAGAGCAGUAUGAGUGGAACCCCCCCAGACAUGUGAAGUAUACUCCAUACAUGAACGGAUAAGGCCCUUGAACAGAGUUAGCAGCUGGGGAAUGAGAAAAACUGGCGGAGACGUCUCAGAACUUCAUAACGCCUAACUUCAUAGAACCUGUUUUAGCUAGAGAUGAGAUAUGAGGUUUCCAGUUUAGAUUAUAAGUAAAGGACAGACCGAGGAUGUUCAGUGUAGAAGAGGGGAACAGUUGGGUGUCAAUGAAGAAGAGGGGAUAGUUGUCUGGAAGGUUGUGUCGAGUUGAUAGAUGGAGGAAUUGAGUUUUUGAGGCAUUGAACAAUACCAAGUUUGCUCUGCCCCAAUCAGAAAUUUUAGAAAGAUCAGAAGUCAGGCAUUCUGUGGCUUCCCUGUGUAAAAUGUUCACCUCCUGAAGGGUUGGACGUCUAUUAAAAGACGUGGCAAAGUGCAGGGUGGUAUCAUCAUUAUAGGAGUGGAUAGGACAAGAAGUUUGGUUUAGAAGAUCAUUAAUGAAUAAUAAGAAGAGAGUGGGUGACAGGACAGAACCCUGAGGAACACCACUGUUAAUAGGAGAAUUAGGAGAAGAACAGUGACUGUCUACCACAGCAGUAAUAGAAUGGUCAGAAAGGAAACUUGAGAUGAAGUUAUAGAGGGAAGGAUAGAAACCGUAGGAGGGUGGUUUGGAAAUCAACGCUUUGUGCCAGACUCUAUCAAAAGCUUUUGCUAUGUCCAAGACAACAGCAAAAGUUUCACCAAAAUCUCUAAAAGAGGAUGACCAAGACUCAGUAAGGAAAGCCAGAAGAUCACCAUACUGGUGAUCAGAUAGAAGGUUGUGAAGUGAUAGAUGUUUAAGAAUCUUCCUGUUGAGGAUAGAUUAAAAAACUUUAGAUAGGCAGGAAAUUAAAGCAAUAGGAUGGUAGUUUGAGGGAUUAGAACAGUCACCCUUUUUAGGAACAGGUUGAAUGUAAGCAAACUUCCAGCAAGAAGGAAAGGUAGAUGUUGACAGACAGAGCUGAAAGGGUUUGACUAGGCAAGGUGCAAGCAUGGAGGCACAGUUUCAGAGAACAAUAGGAGGGACCCCAUCAGGUUCAUAUGCCUUCUGAGGGUUUAGGACAGCAAGGGCAUGGAAAACAUCAUUGCAAAGAAUUUUAACAGGUGGCAUGAAGUAGUCAGAGGGUGAAGGAGAGUGAGGAACAAGCCCAGAAUUGUCCAAGGUAGCGUUUUCAGCAAAGGUUUGAGCGAAGAGUUCAGUUUUAGAAAUAGAUGUGAUAGCAGUGGUGCCAUCUGGUUGAAAUAGAGGAGUGAAAGAAGAAGCAAAGUUAUUGGAGAUUUUUUUGGCUAGAUGCCAGAAGUCACGAGGGGAGUUAGAUCUUGAAAGGUUUUGACACUUUUUGUUAAUGAAGGAGUUUUUGGCUAGUUGGAGAACAGGCUUGGCAUGGUUCUGGGCAGAAAUAUAAAGUGCAUGAGAUUCUGGUGAUGGAAGGCUUAAGUACCUUUUGUGGGCCACCUCUCUAUCAUGUAUAGCAUGAGAACAAGCUGUGUUAAUCCAAGGUUUAGAAGGUUUAGGACGAGAAAAAGGGUGAGGAGUGUACGCCUCCAUGCCAGACACUAUCACCUCUGUUAUGCGCUCAGCACACAAAGACGGGUCUCUGACACGGAAGCAAUAUUCAUUCCAAGGAAAAUCAGCAAAAUACCUCCUCAGGUCCCCCAACUAGCAGAGGCAAAACUCCAGAGGCACCUUCGCUUAGGGGGAUCCUGAGGAUCCCCCUAUUGCGAUAUGAUUGGAGCAAUAGGACAAGAUAAAGAUAUGAGAUUGUGAUCGGAGGAGCCCAACAAAGAAGAAAGGGUGACAGCAUAAGCAGGAUUAGAGGUCAGGAAAAGGUCGAGAAUGUUGGGUGUAUCUUCAAGACGGUCAGGAAUACGAGUAGGGUGUUGCACCAAUUGUUCUAGGUCAUGGAGGAUAGCAAAGUUGUAGGCUAGUUCACCAGGAUGGUCAGUGAAGGGAGAGGGAAGCUAAAGCUGGUGGUGAACAUUGAAAUCUCCAAGAAUGGAGAUCUCUGCAAAAAGGAAGAGGGUCAGAAUGUGCUGCACUUUGGAAGUUAAGUAGUCAAAGAAUUUCUUAUUGUCAGGGGAGUUAGGUGAGAGGUAUACAGCACAGAUAAAUUUAGUAUGAGAGUGACUCUAUAGUAGUAGCCAGAUGGUGGAAAACUCAGAAGAUUCAAGAGUGUGAGCAAGAGAGCAGGUUAAGUCAUUGCGCACAUAAACGCAGCAUCCAGCUUUGGAUUGAAAAUGAGGAUAGAGAAAGUAGGAGGGAACAGAAAAGGGGCUACUGUCAGUUGCCUCAGACACCUGAGUUCCAGUGAGGAAAAGAAGAUGAGGUUUAGAAGAGGAGGGGUGGUGUUCUACAGAUUGAAAAUUAGAUCUUAGACUGCAAAUGUUGCAGAAGUUAAUGAAGAAAAAGUUGAGGGGGGUGUCAAGACACUUAGGGUCAUCAACAGACAGGCAGUCUGACCUGGGGACAUUUAUGGUCCCCUCCCCAGAUGGGGACUCUGAGGCUGGUGUAGGAGUCGCCAUGAUGAUUUUAAAAUUUUUGAGUGAAGGGUGUGUGUGUUAUUAUGUGCUUGUAGUUUUGUGUGGAGGAAGAGAGUUGUCUUUAGAGGGCAGGCUGUGACUGCCCCCUUGUGUUGUGAGACACAAAGGGAAACGUUCAGUGAGGUCACUGCUGGGUUUAAUGAUAAGUUCACAGCACCCCCUGAACAGUGCUUUAGACCUCACUGGAAGUAAUUAUCAUUUCUGUAGGUGUCUACUGCCUCCUCCUACAGCAUACAAUGUGCAGGUGAACAGCACAUUGUAUGUACUGGCAACCUCACUAGCUUCUCCCUUGACUUUAAGGGAACCAGUAAAGUUCAUUCCUGUUAUAGUGAAGGGUUCACUGAUGUAAUUCUAAAUUGCAGGAGUGGUGGUGCAUCUACAGGAGAAUAUGGCUUGCCUUGAUAUUUCUGGCAUGUUUUACUCCCUUUACAGUCUACCUCUUUUUAGGGAUCAACCACUUUUGCCUCAUAUAGCUCACAGUGAAGUUAAUGGUGUAAUGAUGGUUCAAUUUGUGACAUUUUUGUAUUAGUAGUCUAGUUAUGUGGUGGUGGCCAGAUAGUAGGGUUGGAUGUCUGGUUGACUCAGGUAUGUUAGCCAGUUGUAUUCUACCACCACAUUUUAUGAUGUCAUUUUUUAGGUAUAAUCCUAGCUAGAGCAUUAUGUUUGUAGAUGACAAUUUAUCAGGUAUCUUUAUGAGCAAGGUGUGAUCAGUAAAUUCUUACCUUU